This is a messenger RNA of Melospiza georgiana, 4279 nucleotides long. RefSeq names its product suppression of tumorigenicity 7 like (gene ST7L). Gene Ontology annotation, molecular function: protein binding. Lineage: Eukaryota; Metazoa; Chordata; Aves; Passeriformes; Passerellidae. The record is from RefSeq and is a predicted model, not a curated record. Bases 1 to 1683 code for a protein of 560 amino acids. The transcript is spliced from 16 exons.
AUGGCGGAGGGCAGCGGCAGCGCCGGCGGCGCGAGCGGCCGGGGGCCGCCGUGCCCCGGGGCGGCCUCGGCGUUCCGGCGCUGGGAGCAGCUGCGGCGGCGGGCUGCGACACCUUGGGCCCGCGGGCUUCUGGCCGCGGCCGCCGGGCUCGGGCUCCUGUACGCGGUGCUGCGGGUGCCGGUGCGGCUCCGGGACGGCCUGGCGGCCGUGACCAUGUUCUUAAGCACUUUGACUCCAAAAUUCUACUUUGCCCUGACAGUAACUUCAUCUUUUAUAUCUGGACUGAUAUUUGUGUUUGAGUGGUGGCACUUCCGAAAGUAUGGCACAUCUUUCAUCGAGCAGGUUUCUGUGAGCCACCUGAGGCCCCUCAUCGGGGGUGCAGAGAGCAGCCCCCCAGCCCCAGCAGCCUUCUCGGCCGGGGAGAAUGAGAGCAGCAGGCAGAACAUGCCAGAGUGCAAAGUGUGGCGAAAUCCUCUCAAUCUUUUCAGAGGGGCAGAGUAUAGCAGGUACAUGUGGGUGACUGGGAAGGAGCCUCUUACUUACUAUGACAUGAAUUUGUCUGCUCAAGAUCAUCAGACCUUUUUCACAUGUGACACAGAUGCCCUUCGGCCUUCAGACACAGUUAUGCAGAAAGCGUGGAGAGAGAGGAACCCGCAGGCCCGCAUUAAAGCAGCGUAUCAAGCUCUGGAGUUGAACAAUGAUUGUGCUACUGCAUAUGUCCUCCUGGCUGAGGAAGAAGCAACAACUAUUGUGGAUGCUGAGAAAUAUUUCAAGCAGGCUCUGAAAGCAGGAGAAAUGAUUUACAAAAAAUCUCAGAACUGCCAUUCCCAGAGCCCCCAGCAUGAAGCACAGCUGAGAAGAGAUACCAAUGUAUUGGUGUAUGUGAAAAGGAGACUAGCUAUGUGUGCCAGGAAACUUGGCAGAAUACGAGAAGCAGUAAAAAUGAUGAGAGAUUUGAUGAAAGAGUUUCCACUUCUCAGUAUGCUGAAUAUCCAUGAAAACCUCCUAGAGGCCCUUCUGGAGUUACAGGCUUAUGCAGAUGUCCAGGCAGUUUUAGCCAAGUAUGAUGAUAUCAGUCUUCCCAAAUCAGCAGCAAUAUGUUACACAGCAGCUCUGCUAAAAGCCAGAGCUGUUUCAGAAAGGUUCUCCCCAGAAACUGCCUCCAGGAGAGGACUUAGUACAGCAGAAAUUAAUGCUGUGGAAGCAAUUCACAGAGCUGUGGAAUUUAACCCUCAUGUUCCAAAGUAUUUACUAGAAAUGAAGAGCCUAGUGCUCCCUCCAGAGCACAUUCUGAAGCGAGGGGACAGUGAGGCAGUAGCAUAUGCUUUUUUUCACCUCCAGCACUGGAAGAGGAUAGAAGGGGCUCUCAAUCUGCUGCACUGCACAUGGGAAGGCACAUUUAGGAUGAUCCCAUACCCAUUAGAGAAAGGACAUCUUUUCUAUCCCUACCCGAGCUGCACAGAAACAGCAGACAGAGAACUGUUGCCAACAUUUCACGAAGUCUCCGUCUAUCCCCAGAAGGAACUUCCCUUUUUCAUCCAUUUCACAGCAGGCCUGUGUUCCUUUUCAGCCAUGCUGGCCCUCCUUACCCACCAGUUCCCUGAGCUGAUGGUCAUUUUUGCAAAAGCUGUGCUGCGGGUGCUGUGGCCAGUGAGUGCUCCCAGCGUUCUGGCCUCCAGCUGAAGGGACUGCGCCCGGGUGCUUUGGGACUCUUCUUUCACCCUUCAUCUUCACUCUGGAACACACUGAGGACCUGCUGCUGUCCAGCCCCUGGCAUCAGCUGACUGGUGUGACUGGCGUGUAUUUUCCAUGAUAGUUUGAUUUUAUUCUUAUGAGCCUCACUUGGUGGUUGGCUGAACCCCAGUUGUGGGAGCCAAGGAAGAAAUCUGGGCUCUUCAAACUGAUAUUCUUGACUGGCUUCCAUGCUCAUGGUGCUUAACAUGUGAAUUUCUCCUUUGGCCUUAAUCUGUAAUCAUCUAAGAAAAUAGUUCUUGUUGAGCAAUAGUUUAUUGCUCUCUAAAUCAGUUGGACAACGGGAAGCUCAUACUUCCUCUGUAAGAAAGGAGAAUACACAAACUGAGCAGGUGUUUGGAGUACUGAUGCUUCCUUCUCAGCUGCAGAUGCACCAGAUACUUGGCUUAGAUUUAAUUUCAUAAGCCUUUUUCAAAAUAUUUGUUAACAGCAAAGUAUGGUUCUGCUUUCUUUAUUAAAAGGUUGCUACUUAACACAUUGAAUUUGUUGACUUCUUAAGUGUCUGUUAAAUAUAGAUUACAAUGUGCAAACAAAGAUUUGUUUCUUCUCUAUCGUAUGAGCUUGCAUUACUCAAGGAGAUGGUAAACUCCUCUGUUUCACAUUACUACUUUAGAUUUAAUUGUGCGUCUUUUAUUCUUCAAGACGAGGCAUUUUGAAAGACAGGAUGGCUUCUGAAACUGCCCAAAGUGUUGUGGUAUCUGCAGGGGAGUCUGUUGGGAGACCUGAACAUUCAAGUGUUAGUAGUUUCAGUGUUGUUAUGAAGACUUGAAGAGAAUGGAGAUGUGGAAAACUCUUGAAAGGAUUUGCUUCACAUGCAGAGCAGCCCUGAGGGUUUGUUUACUGCAGAAGUGAAAAGAUGGCUGUGGCAGCCACGUGGUUUGAGGUAAUUGGUGUGACUUCCAUUUCCACUCUCCCAUUAGAGCGAAAGAAGAAUUAAUUACUUUUCUUUUUGCUUAUUUUCAAAUCCUUCUUUGCCUUUUAAACCAAGUUCUGUGAAGUAGAAAGUCACCUCUGCAUCUCAUGUAAAUGUAGUUUAUUUAGAACUUUGAAGGGAAACGUACUUGCUUAGGUGGACAUGCCAUUGUUUGCUCUCCACUGUAUAUUUCUGUUGACUGGACUUAAAUCCAGGUUAACUGUUUGAAUUCAUCAAGGAAUCAAAAGGCAAGCCCUACAGAAAGAUACUACCAGUGUUUUUAGAGUUACCUAACUACUGGAAUGUAAUUUUCUCAACUUUUUUUCCUGUUGGUCACUGGGGCUGUUUCUCACCUUGGAAUCACUGUGGUGAUUAAUAGGCCUGUUGUGUUCAUGUGAUUUCACUUCAUGGUCUGCAGGGGCCCAUAAGGUAACCAGCCUAAUGCUUUUUAAAGUUGAACCUUUUCCAGCAGUUGUGUGGGGUUAUAAAUGAAGCUCUGCCUCCCAUGUAUCAUCCCAAGAGCUGCUUUCUCUCACUGUCCUCCCUUGACAUAACAGUAACAGAAAGGGGAUGGGCUUGUUCUGAAAGGAGAGCUGGCAGCAGGCUGUGUAAUGAAAAUCUUCCUGUCUCUAGAAGUGCCAGCAAUCCUAGGAAGGAGUUCUGUCUAUGCAGGAUUGUCCAUGUUUUUGGGAAGUGUUCCUUUGCCACUUAGGAGCAGACACCUGACCCAUACCUUAGUAAUACCAUAUCAAUUGUGUGUGUGUAUAUGCACAUAUACAUCUGUAUGUAUAUAUACAGUCAAAAUUACGAUUAUUACUCAGGACAAGAUGAAUAUUGAUGUAACUUCUUUGAAACAAGGAGUGUGGUGACUUUACAGCCGUUGGGAUGGCAAUACCUUUUCCACAAGGCUUUAUGUGGCAGAGGUGAGGCAGUUCAGACUAAUAAAUAUUUCAGGGUAACAAGGUCUGUUCAUUGCAGCCGUAGUUCAUGUGAGCUAUAAAUCACAUCAGAAUUCUGGGGAGUAAUCUCUGACAGGUAUUUGCCUUGCUGGGAGCCCUUCAUUUUUGAAAUUUGGAAUAGAUGCCUGUUAGUGGCUUUUACGCAUGUAUGUCUGUGGCAGAAGGACUUUUCAUGCUGUCAGACACCUUGGUCACUGAGGUUAUGGGGACAAAUUCAUAUGGAGAUGGCCCUGGAGGGGUUCUCCAUCCAGAUUUGUCACAGGCCAGUUCCCUUCCUGCAUCUCUCCAGCACUGGCUAGGCAGGUUUAUUCCCUGCUCCUCAUCCUGGAAUUGUUGUGAGGGUGCCAAGCCUCAUAGAUCCAUGACUCUGAGCAAGGCAGGGUGUAAAGGUCGUAGUUGAGACCAUUAAUAACAAGGUGCAAACGGCUGGUUUAUAUGUAAUGUGAAGCUUUUUACUUAUUUCAUUUUUGCACUUUGGGGGCUCUGUUUGCUUAUGGAGCGCUUGGUGUCUGGUACCUAUUUAGCCUGAGAGCAGGCAAUUGGGUUCCUUCAGGCCUUCAGAGGAAUGCAGAAAAUUGUUCUCUGGUGUUGUAAUUCUGCUGGGAUAACUGGAGCUUAUUUGUCUCACUGCUUAUUAAAUGCAUACUUGUCUAGA